Effrenium voratum is the source of this 756-nucleotide messenger RNA. NCBI's taxonomy places the organism in Eukaryota, Dinophyceae, Suessiales, Symbiodiniaceae. The record is from the annotation of a GenBank genome assembly.
AUGGCCAUUCUCAGCCUCCUUCUCCUGGCCCCGUGGCUGGCGCUAGCCACAAAUGAGGUGGGCAAGAAGUUCCUGGAGGAGAAUGCCAAGAGACCAGGCGUGAUCACGCUGCCAUCCGGGCUGCAGUACAAGGUGCUCCGCGAAGGUCAUGGCGACAAGAGCCCGUUGGUGGGCACGCCUUGCGAGUGCCACUACGCGGGCACCACGCCUUCUCUGACGCCGGAUGCCAUCGAGAAGGAGGAGAGCGAGUGGGCGGAGUUCGACUCCUCCUACAAGCGCGGCAGCCCUACCACCUUCGCCCCGAACCAGGUGAUCAAAGGCUGGACGGAGGCGAUGCAGCUCAUGGUGGAAGGGGACAAGUGGCAGAUGUACAUCCCUUCGGAGAUGGGCUACGGAGACUCCGGCUCGGGCGCAAAGAUCAAGGGCGGCGAUGUGCUCAUCUUCAACAUGGAGAUCAUCAAGAUCAAGGGGGAGAGCAAGGCUGCGGACAAAUGCAACGUGGAGACGUUGACGGGUUGCAGCGACAAGGCGAAGGCCUACGUGGAGAAGCAGAAGGCCGCGAGCGUGGACAAGCGCAAGGCAGAGCUUAAGCGGCUGGAGGGCAUGCAGGGCAACGACAUGAAGGAGGACAACAAGAAUUGGCUUAUGUCGCGCAUCAAGCUGCUGCAGAAGCUGACCGCGAAGGCGCUGGCACGCGAGAUUUGGAAGAUGUUCAAAGGACCCAUCUGCCUGGAGUCUCCUUCUGACCCGAACUAA